CAUGUAUUGCAAUAAUAUGUGACAGAUGAAUCCGAAAGAUGGCUCUGACAAUCAAAGACAAAUAUCAUGAUGGUUUCCCAGCAUCCACAACAUCUCAAAGAGGCUGUUUUUAUUGUUCCCAUGACAACUUAAGAAAAAAGACAAAUGAAAAUUCAGCGUGCUCCUAUUGAGCAUGGCUGUUUCCAUAGCAACGGGAAGACGGACUGGUUGAGAUGGGAUGAGUAAGAGGCAAGGGCUACGAGUGUGUGAAACGAUUGUGUGUGUGUGUAUAUGAAAAGAGUAACUGAUUGUGCAUGUUAAAGGAUGUCUGGUUUUCCGCUUCUGAUUUCUGUUUCUCUAAACACCUCACACACAUUGUAUCCCCCACCCACUCCCUGACGAGCACGCAACCCUCCUUGGCUUCGCACCAUUUCAGUCUGUGUCUCUUCACGCCUCCUCCCCCUUCCACAGUGGAUUUUACUCUGAAUCAGAGCCUGUGGUGUGUAAUCAGAUGGCAACAGAUGAUAAUCCGACAGAACUCCCACUCGGUCCUGUUUACAUGGACCAGAGAGAGCGAGAGGAGAGGAGAGAAGCUGGCUGGGAGGCGAGAGGAGGAAGUGGGAGUAACUUCACAAUGGAGGAAGGAAAACGCCCAACAUCUGAGAUCUACCUCCCAAGCAUCAGCCUUGGAUCUGUAGAUGCUGAAACACUGGACGGCCAUGAACUGCCGAUCAUCUCUUUAUCCAAAAGCUCCACAGAAAUGGUGCACGAGUCUGCUCAAAGCAUGGAGGUGCCAUGGUGCCGACAGCAUUUACGGAAAAGUGUCAGCAACACGGCCUGCACUGUAAGACCCGCUAGCCUGGGUGGACCAAUGGUCCCUAUGACCUUGUGUGACUACGAACAGGGAAGCAUGUGCAGUAGAAACAGCACCACCGAGACUGUAAUCUGGCAUGGAGGAACUGCAAGACCCUGGAGCAUCACGGAGGGCUCACCUAGAAGGACUCCAUCUCCAGAUCUGCUCCAAAAUCCGAGAGUGCCAUGCUCACCUUCCACAAAUAGGGUGAAGGGUCUGGUAAGCAGGGAGGGAUGUUGCGGACCUGCUGAGAACUUGACAGGAUGCAGUUGUUGCAGAAUGACUUGUCGGAUGGGUUCUUCGUCUAUUAGCAAUAGCGUCACGCAACAGGUAGCGAAUACACUGGGCUACGCUCAGAGUAACUGUGAAAGCCAACAUUUAACUGCAUGCUGCAGGUGUGCCUGUGCCGGACAGGUGAUGAACGCUGGCUGUCUGAGGAACGCUUGCAACGUUGUUCCCUGUCCUGGACAUUUGAUUUCACGGCCAGCUUGCGUGGGAAGUCCAUGUCCAGGUCAAAGGUCACUGCUCCAUUCAGGCUUGCUCGGAUUUCCACCGCUUGUAUCCUCAGUCAGCGAGACCAGACUGGACAGCCGGAGCUCCGGGCACUACUGCGGAUCUGAAUUAAGAGGACAGAACUCAUCCUGCCUCAGAAUCGACCGGACAGACCUCCAGACUAGUCUUAACAGGGUGGUGAAAGAUGCCACCACCAUGACGUCAAACCAUGAACUCAAAGACAUUGGCGUGCAGACAUUGUCCUUUGUUACCUCGGUUUCCCACGUGUUCCCUGAAAUCAGUUUAAGGGCAGAUCCUACCUCGGACGUGUAUCAGACCACGGAGCGCACGUGUCAGAGGACCCCCGUGAAGGAGGUGGAAUGGGACGCUGAGGGUAUGACAUGGGAGGUAUAUGGUGCGUCUGUGGACCCUGAAGAACUUGGCCUGGCGAUCCAGAGGCAUUUGGAGCUUCAGAUCAAAGAGACGGCAGCUGCCGCGGCUGCUCAAAGUGAAGACUCCACAGAUACUGUCAGCAGCCUGGCGCUCCAGCAAAGGCGACGCAAGAAGAGCGAAGGGAUUAUAAAUUCUUUGCGCAGUUCGAUGUGUUGCUCUAUCCCUAAUACUGUAGGAGACUGAGGCUGGGCUGGUGAUGUUCAGAGCCGUGUUGCGAGCUAACGGAGCGUAAAGCUACCUUUUAAAGUUUACAGAUUGUGGUGUACUAAAUGUACCUUCAAAUAUGGCCUUGUUCUUGUCUUGACCUCCUAUUAGAUCCCUUUUUUGUGCAAAAUAUACGUAUGUGAUGAACACUAAAUGUUAGCCUUCUCUAAGUGACAGGCUAAGAGUGUUUUGAUUCUGCUUGUUAGAUUUGCAGAAGUUCAGCAAACAGCAGAUUACUAAACAUUGCACAAGGAACCUUAUAGGUAGCCUCAGCCACUGCAUUACCGAACGUACGAUUAUACGAAACGUAGGAGAUAUUGCACACAAAAAUGGUCAAAGAUGGCGGAUGUCAAUGGCUGUACUGGAAAUUCAUGAUAAGAAGGUACUAAGGUUGACAGAGAUUGGUGUGUCUCAUUCAAUAGCAAGUAAACUGGAUCUCUGCAACGUAUAUAUUCUGUAUUAUGCCUGAAAUAAUCUGUUUGUUUUGCUUACACUUUGCUUGUCACUUUUGUCAAAUAGUCUCCUCCUGUCUAGGCGGUUGGCCAAAAUAAAUCACAAUGAGGACCAUAUUGCAGGUCUACCCCAAUUUAAUGAAAGCCCAAAGGGCUCCCUGGAGCAAGACCUGAGAGUUAGUUAGUCAAUCCGCCUGUUGAGUUGUGACGUAGGAAAUACCUUUUCUGGGUCCAAGCCUCUACUCAUUUCAAGUGAGGGAACUACUGAAACAACCAUUUAGAUAGUACAGCUAUUUAUUCAUAUCACACCUUUAAUCAAAACCUUUAUUCACUCCAAAGUCUCCAGGCUAGGAAUAUUUUAAUAAUUCAUAGAUAAUGAAUCGCUGUCUGGCCAUCUGGGGUUUUAUUAUAGAGAUAAAGGUUAGGUAGUUUUACACCACACAAUGAGUGUAUAUUAACGUUUUUGUUGUUUGCCCAUGGCUUAAAAAAAAUCAGUACACUACUACUGUAUCAGAAAUUCUUUCGUUUUUGUGCAGAUGCUUCUAUAUUAGCAUAUAUAUUAAUUUAAUAACUAUCAGGUUUUUCUUUGUUGUUGCUGAUGUAAAAAACUGAUCUAAAUGUCUUACCCUCUGCCGGAUUGGUUCGGCAAUGAUUUUGCCGGUGGGUCAGUGUGGGCUCAUAGCCAGAAUCAAUAGACAGAGCUAAAAAUAUGAAUGCUGGAGAGGUUUGUGGGUGUGUAAAGCUGGGUUCUUAUCAGACCUAUCAGAUCAUGAUCAACAAAUAUAGACUCAAGGUCAGUGUUUCUGUUCUUCUGUGCUACAAUAUAAACUAGAUAAUCCCCAGUACUAGUCCGAGGCUCAGGGACAAUCUCAAUUAAAAACGAUAACACGCACAUGCAUACAUACGCGCUUGGGUUUUGGUUCCAAAAUCUGACAGAAACUCAAAUUCAGUUUGAAUUGAAUUGUUCAGAACGAUUGUAUAGGCAAACAUUAUUUUGUCCACUUUUAAAUAUACAUAUUUAUAAAGCUUCAUUUUCAUGUUUAACCAUAUUUUUGUAACGUAAUAUUACAGCGUUCAUGAUACAGUUAUUAAAAUGCCUCAUAUCUGUGUAAGAUUUUCACUUUAUUAUGAUUACAUAUGUUGUGUGCUAUAUCACAACUAUAUCAUAUACAGAAUCAGUUUUUUUGGUAAUAGGUCGUAAUCCAAGCAUCUGUCCAUUUGUUCGUUCAUUAAUUGCCUGAAAAAAUAGUAGUUAGGCCUAUGUAAGUAAAUUUCUGACCAAAUCAACAGUAUGUGCUGCAUACGUUGCUUUUGUUUUGCUUUGCCAAAGCAUCUGAUUUUCUUUUGGACCAGAACAUUGUGAUUUAACAUAAGAGAGACAUUACUGGAUCAACACAGUAUGAUGAAAAAGCUUUAUAUAGGCUUUCUACAGCAAAAACUAUACUAAUGUGUUUUAAUAUUGCAAAUACUGAAUGUCUUGAAACAUACAAUAAAGAGGUUGGUAUACAACUCUGGUUCUAUGUCUGGUACUGAAAAACAGUGUGCGAGCCAUGUUUAUGAUAGAGCCAUUGAUCUUGUGACAAGGGAAACGCAGAGGUCUUUGUUCUCUUUGUUUUUGAAGAGUAGUUAUAGAGAAAAGGAAAACAUGAGAAUGGGUAAAAAGGUCCAGCUACUGUACACUUACUGAUGUGUUCAGGUAGAUUGCACUGGACAUUUCCAUGUCUCUUUCAUUGUAACAUUGAGUAUUUGAUUGAGCUGGCACAUUCUAUGUUAUUGACCGUUCCCAAGCUCCUCAUCUCCCUUCUCCAACAUUUGGAUUACUCACAACAAGUGAGUAACACUUAACCACAAGCAAAACACAACAAAACUCUAUUUAGCAUGUAUAUGGCCACAUGUAGAUGGAAAUUAAUGAAUCAAAUAAAUUGUGUCUUGAAAAUGGCUCUACCAUACUUACAGAUGUGUUGUUUAAAAAACAUCAAAUGUCCUAUCACCUGAAUUUCUCCAUUGUGCCCUCUGCUGGUAAUGUUACGCUACUGCAUAUUAGGGCUGAUAUCAAAUCACAUUUAUGCAUUUGCCAUUGACUCACGAGUGCAUUCAAGGUAUACUUCAUUUUAUUUGUAUGGGUUUUUUGCGCCUUACCAAACCCACAACUAUGCAGGCCUACUGUAUAAACUUACUUUGCAGCUAACUCUCAAAGUUAUCAAAAACGUUCUUGCAGUAACAUAUGAAGAGUUCAAAUGCAAAACCUCUCAGUGCCGUGACACUUUUUCUUUGAAAACGAUUAUUUUUAUCAGGCUUCAAAUAAAGCACACAAACCUCUGGCAU
Molecule: messenger RNA, 4758 nt
Organism: Triplophysa rosa
Lineage: Eukaryota; Metazoa; Chordata; Actinopteri; Cypriniformes; Nemacheilidae
Exons: 2
Coding region: 491-1960 (489 amino acids)
Biological process (GO): neuron projection development
Cellular component (GO): plasma membrane
Source: RefSeq, a predicted model, not a curated record